AUGGGGGACUCGCGAGAUGACAGCUUACUGGGGGAUUCAAGCGACGUCGCGGCGGGGAGCCGCCCGUUUUCGCAGCAGCUGCCAGAGGCAUUCGCUGCCUACCUCAAGCGAAACAAUGUCGACAUUUCUUCGUUUGACAUCCCCCUGGAAAUUCCUCGCUACUUUGCUGUGCUCUAUCCGGCGCCUGCACUAACGCGGGCUGCAGCGGCCAUGGUCCAGGAGACCUUGAAAAGCGGAGACGGGCCAGCCGCCUCGCUCGUGCGUCUGCUCUAUUCUCCGCCGUUGGAUUCCGGAGCCGUCCAUGGCGCCUUCCCACGCGUUUUCUCUGAGUCGCUUGUGUCUGCUGUGCAUGCGAAGGACUGUGUGCUUCAUUCACUCGAUGCCAACCGAAACUGGAGUGGGGCUGCCGGCAUGGGAGAGGGAGCGGAAGGCCUCGAAGCGUCUUCCGUCCCACCAGCAGAACCACCCGCGUCGAGGCGGCAGCUGCCUCCGUACGAGCAGUACGUUGCGACUCUCUUGUCUUGCAUCCAGUCGGAACUCAAGCUAGUUCGCCCGCCGUCGCCGGUACCGUGGCUGCUGUCCAACUGCCUCGGCGUGGCGGACGAACUAAGGUCUCGGGGGUCUGCGGCGCUGAUUCCAACCUUCCCGAUUGUUUUUUCUCUUCCCCCCAGUGUUUCUCCUCGCAACUGCACUCCCUACCGGCUCGGCCUGAUCCACCCCCUUGACGCAGCGUCGGCUGCGGCUGCGGCAGCCCUACGGCCGGAGCCUGGGGAUGUCGUGUGCGACCUCUGUUGCGCGCCUGGGAACAAAUUGGUGCUUCUGGCCAACGCCGUUGCGGAGCCGCUGGGUCGCAGACCCAGCACCAGACGUCGGACAAGGAGUCACUCGCAUGCGUCAAACGCCGAUGGCAACUCCGCCGCUCCAGGCGACAGUGAACAGAGUGGUCUCUCACACGUAUCCCUGCAAAGUCACCCGGAACCGAGUUUUUCGAGCACCAGGUGCGGCAUGGUUGUCGGAGUGGAAGGUCGUCGGCAUCGGGGAGACGUGUGCCGGCGCAUUGUACGAAGGCUUGGCGCCCGAAAUGUUCUUCUGGUGCUGCAGGAUGGACGGCGUUUUUCUGGCGGGUGUACGUGCGUGUACGGCCAGGAGGGAGAGUGCUUUCGAAGUUCGAAGGCACGAUCAGGGAAGACGCGUGGUGACCAUCACUUCGACGACGCUAAGAAAAAUGGUGACGGAAGACCGUCAAGUGUCGACACUAGCGGCCAGCAGUCCGGCGCGCACAAGAGGCCUUUGGCGGGCGGCCGUCUCUCACGCCGAAAGGCACGGAAACGGGAUGAAGCGUCUGAGGUGCCUUGCAUUGAUCUCCUUGCCGGACGCGACAAUUUCGUUGAGUCGGAGGGUGACGCGCCGCCAACGGAACUGUCGGAUGGAACGCGAGAUACUGCUGCGGAAGACGCAGGCCGCUGUGCUCCUCCGCAGAGCGGGGCAAGCGAGGCACCGUAUGAUUCGCGGUCAGAAGCAACCCAGCGUGACUGUUUUGGAAAGUUCGACAAAGUUCUUGUGGACGUGGAGUGCACACAUGAUGGCUCGCUGCGACACAUGCAGAAGUUCGGGCGGCAGUGGCGGUGGGACGACUUCCAAAAGAAAAUGCAAAUGGCGUCAUCAGCGCCGAAAGCGUGUGACUGUAGACGCGACUCCACUCGUCCCGCGGGCAUGGACUGGCCCGCGGGGUUCAACGGAGGGGACGGCAGUGGCUCCGAAGAAGUCGCCUGGGCAAUCGAGGGACUCCCUUCUGGAGCCGAUCUCCCCGCUGAGGACUACGUGAAACUUCGGCGGCGCCAGCGGCAACUGCUUCAACGCGGUUUCGACCUUCUUCGUCCAAAUGGACUGCUUGUCUACAGCACAUGCAGCAAGUGCGAGGAUCAGAACGAGCAGGUGGUUCGGGAUUUCCUCAGGUGCAAUGACGCUGCCGCUCUGUAUCCGCUGCCAUGUCGCGGUUUACGAAACGUAGCGUCAGGAGAAGGUUCUCCAAUGCCGGAUGCAUGCGAUGGCCAACCGGCACCGGAGAGCAACGCGUUCUGGGACCGGUGUCAACUGCUUAUGAACGAGCAUGGCUCUGGUGGAUGGCCGGCGGUCCCAUCGAGUCUCUUCCUCGAUGAGAGCCUGCGGAGACACCCGGCAGCCUUUGUUUUGAAUGACACGCGUGGCGCUGCCACGGGGGAGUCCAGUAGUGACCACGGCGCCUCGCGUGGCGGCGACUACUUGCACAACCAUGAGUCUGCAGAAAAAUGCUAUGGCGGAAAGAGCCAGGCGAAGUGCCGUCCCUACCGACCCUGUAGCUGUUACUUCGGGCCUGAGCAAAGCGGAACGAGUGGGCUGUUUCUCUGUUGCAUCACUAAGUUAUUCUGUCCGGAUCGAAACAAACAUGCUUGA
Molecule: messenger RNA, 2433 nt
Organism: Neospora caninum
Lineage: Eukaryota; Apicomplexa; Conoidasida; Eucoccidiorida; Sarcocystidae
Exons: 1
Coding region: 1-2433 (810 amino acids)
Biological process (GO): RNA methylation
Molecular function (GO): methyltransferase activity
Source: RefSeq, a predicted model, not a curated record